This is a messenger RNA of Dothidotthia symphoricarpi CBS 119687, 877 nucleotides long. RefSeq lists its product as uncharacterized. Lineage: Eukaryota; Fungi; Ascomycota; Dothideomycetes; Pleosporales; Dothidotthiaceae. The transcript has 2 exons. The coding region runs from base 254 to 688 and encodes 144 amino acids. The record is from RefSeq and is a predicted model, not a curated record.
UCUGAAACAUCGCAAGCUGAAACGAAAUAAUCUCCGUGCACUAAAACAAGCCUGACAAGCAACGCGGCUUCGCGGCUUCGCGGGUUCAAGCGGUGAAGAUCAGGCCCUACUCCAUAUUCCGCGAGAUGAAAAGAAUGGCCGAGACCGUGCAGGACGUUCCCUAUAAAAGACUUCGUUGCCCACUACCAUUGAUUCACUACUUCAAACAAUACACCAAUUCACCACCAAGAACAUCAAAAUCCAACAGCCCAACAUGUACAUCCACUCCUCCAUCCUCAGCGUCUUCGUCCUCGCGACAGCCGUCUCCGCAACUCUCAGCCCAGCCCUCUCAAACACCAAGGGCAAGGCCCCAUCGACCCUCGCCUGCUCCCCCGGCAAAACCUCCAAGGCCAUCCAAGCCGCCGAGUGCAGCCACAACACCCGCGUUACGAGCCAGACUUUCGCCGUCUUCACGACAGACCACCAGUACGACAAGGUCUACGGUGCGCCCUACGGAACCUGCCAGGCGUACUCAUGUGCUCCUGGAACGGCGAUGACCGCCAGCACGGACAAGUGGACGUUCUUCUGGAGUUCCCAGGGAGCGUCGUCCGGCGAGGGAGCGGGGUGCAUCAAGAGCCCUGAUGACGGCAAGUGUGGAUGCGAGAGCUCGGAUGGUGUGUUCCACGCUGGACAGAGCAACUGCGUGUAAAGAGUUGACGCAGAGUGAGUGAGGGGUUUGAAAACUGUUUGUGUGUGUUUAAAUGGUAGAUACUCUCUGCAUUUUUGAGAUUCUUCAAACGGCGUAUCAUAUGGGUUAGGAGUUGCUAUUAGCCAUCUUGUCAAUUCAAAUACUUCCGUCCUCCAGUUUACUUUUCUUCAAACGAAGACUCGUCUCAAC